UAUACUUCAAAAGUGAGUGGCAGAGUUAGCAAUUGCGCCCUAAACGGAAAUUAGUCGACCAAAUUGGUGACUUCCUGACGAUGAGUUCAUGUAUGUAUGUAUGUAUGCAUGGAUAUAUGUAUGUAUGAAUAAAUGAAAUGUUCGUACGUUUAAUAAUUCCAAUGAGUGAUGUGUGUGCGUGUGCGUGUGCGGCAGCUGAUCUCGGCGCUGAGCGCGAGCGGGUCGGGCGCGCUGGAGCACGACCCGUGCUGCCUGUACCGCAGCGCGCCGGCCGCGCAGCCGCUGGGCGUCGCCGUCAUCGACGCCUCCGUGCUGCUCUUCCCGCACAUAUUCUCCAGGGCGGCCAACAAGCACAGGUACUCACCUGUUCCACCUUGUAUCGUCUUGUGACACAUUACUUAAAUAUGUCAAUGUAGUUUCGUUGAUAAAUCUGUCAUUCUGUCUAAAUCUAUACACACGGCAAUGUGUUAGCUAAGUCCCGAAAAGGAAUAAUUCACAUCUUUAUGUGAAUUAUUAUGAAUAUCUGUAAUUUUACAUACUUAAUAAGUACCCCUUGAAUACCUACAAUUAAAAACGGAACACUUUGAAUUGAAAUUAUGUGUCAAGGUAAAUCAUUAUACUUAAAAAGACGACAAAAUUCUAAAAACUACACCAUAUCGAUAUUCAGUGUCGACAGGUGUUGACAAAGUUAUUGGUGCAGCUAAUUUUAAGCACAACCUUAAUAAUUAACUUUGAUGCUUGGUAGUUCACCACUGUGCAAUUUACCAGGAAUUUUCUUCCUCGCGCGACUUCUUUGUGAAAUCGUUUACCAUCGGCGAUUUUUCCGCACCGAUACGACUUAAGACAUUCAAGAGACGAGCUUACACCCUUUUUAAAAGCCCGGAAACGCACCUGCAAUUACUCUAGUAUUGCAGUUGUUAAUGGGUGGCGGUCAACACUUACCUUCAGGCACGCCGCAUGUCGUUCUUCCCCUUGUUCUUUAAAAAAAAAACUAACCGCACCAAAAACUUUGUCGUCCUUCCAUUCUUAUAGCUUAAAUAAAUAAUAAUAAUCCGUAAAAUGUAAGCGCGAAAAAGAACGUUGAAUAUGAUGUAUUUAGUUAGAUUACCAUUACCGUAAUCAAUUAUACUAGAGGUGAGCUUUGUCAUUAUUACUACGGCUUAUUACGAGUAGGAAGAUAAGUAAAGUAAAUUUGCAGUCUAUUUACGUCCCACUGCUGGGCACACGCCUCCUCUCAUUUCUGAGAGGGUUUUAGGGCAAGGAAAUCCGCCGCGCUGCCCCAUUGCGUGUUGGCGAACUUCAAAUGUCUUCGAAAUAUUCUUUUUUAUCAUUUCUCAGACAUGCAGGUUUCCUCACGAAGUUUUCCUUCACCGCCGAGCAAGUGGUAAAUCAGUAUUUAAAAUUGCAAUUAACAAUUUCAUUGGUGCCGGCGGGGAUCGAACCCGGGUUGCUCGAGUACUGUGAAGCUUACAGCGAGCGAAUAAUAUUAGGAAGAUGCUGCUGCCCAUCUCCUGCUUUGGUCCCCUCUGUCGGCGCUUACGAUCUCUUACUCUCACUAUGUGGGGUAGGGAAUAUUCUUACACUGCCACUACAGGAUGCCACCAUCUUGAGAAAUGAUAUGAAGAAGCAACUUAUUUCUACAUUUUAUGUAAUAGAUUUUUUUUCUAAAUGAAGGAAUGAUGUUUGGGGUUGUCGGCCUAGUCGAUAAGAGUUGGCAUCUGAACGGAUGCCAAGCUCCAUAGUUGUUCUAACAAUGUUACAUUGUACAUUAAUCUUGUGAUUUUAAGCACAGCUACUACUGUUGUUUUUAAGAAAACAUGUGCUUUUGCAGACAACAAAUGCUAGAGCAUUUCGCUGAAUGCAUAAAGAUGUCAAAAGGAGUUCGUCAAGAGGCUAUUCAAAUCAACAUUUACACCGCUCUGUUGUUAGCCCUGCGUACGUUGGCAGAGUUAAAGAGCUCGUUGGGACAGGAAGCCGUGAAGAAUAUUGCUACUGAACUUAUUAUUAAUGGUCUAUCAGCGAACAGUGCAACAGUCCGGGCUGCAGCUGCUUCUUGCGCAGGCAGACUGUGCGGUUGCGUGUCGGAAGCAGAAUCUCAAGCGCUGAGUGAACGCGUUAUUACUCUGGCGCGGACGUCGGCAAACAGGCCGGUACGAGCUGCUGCAGCGGCUGCAGUGGGCGCCGUGCAGCGGGCGCGUGGGGCUGCCUCCAGCGCUGCAGCGCUGCCGGUGUUGAGAGCAUUGGCGCAGGACUCGGCAGCAGUCGAGCUGCAGGUCUGGUCUCUGCACGCGUUAUCGGUUCUGGUGGAUGCGUCUGGACCUAUGUUCCGUGGCCAUGUGGAAUCGACCCUCAACCUGGCUCUGAAGUUGUUGUUCAGUUCGCCACCGUACCAGGAGGAUCUUCACCGUAGCAUCGGCCGGUUGCUGUCCGCGUUGAUAACCGUUGUUGGACCUGAGUUGCAAGUGGGAAGUGGUGCGGUGAGUAGAUUUCUGUGCGCGUGUGCCGCGCUGCAGGAGUGCAGCGGCGGGGGAGCGCGCGCCGAGAGCAUCGGCUGCCUGCAGCAGCUGCAGAUGUUCUCCCCGCGCAGCAUCAACCUGCACACGCUCGUGCCGCAGCUCUGCCGUGAUUUAUCAAGCUCUGAACUAGCAGUCAGACGUGCUGCACUUUGCUGCUUGAGACAGUUAUCGCAGAAAGAAGCAGCGGAGGUUUGCCGUUACGCCUUGCUAGCUAAAGAUCAUGUUCCUGCAAGACCAUAUUGUGGCGUGACGAUAACGGAGAGCGGGCUGCCGGGCGCGCUGUUCGCGUACCUGGACACGGAGCGGGACGAGAGCGCGCUGUCGCACGCGCGCGACGCGCUGUCGUGCUGCCUGCUGGCCGCCGCCGCCGCGCGCCAGCUGCGCGACUGGCUGCUGCUCGCCAAGCGCGUGCUCACCGUGCGCCUCGAGGACACCAACAACCAAGAAACAGAUUUUGAUGGCGAAGGUGAUGAUGACCAAGCGGAAUUCCAUGCAGAAUCAGAGCAAUCCACACAUCCAGCUAUUCAGCCAAGAUGGUCUACAAAGGUAUUUGCAAUGGAAUGUAUUCAGAAAAUCAUGAGUGCUUGCGAGGCAACAGGUGACAGCGCGCAUUUCGAUCUCGUGAAAGCCAAAGAAAAAUUGCAAACUGAUCCUAAUGGAGACUAUCUAUCACUUCAUCUCUCGGACCUAGUCCGAAUGGCGUUUGUAGGCGCAACAGGCGAGUCAGACGCAUUGCGUUUGAGCGGAUUACAUACACUGCAGAUGAUCAUACAGCUGUUCGCUCGCGCCCCGGAACCGGACUUCCCCGGACAUUUACUCCUUGAACAGUAUCAGGCACAGGUGGGCGCGGCGGUGCGACCGGCGUUCGCUCGCGACACGGCGUCGCACGUGACGGCGGCCGCCUGCGACCUGUGCUCCGCCUGGCUGGGCUGCGGCGUCGCGCGCGACAUCGACGACCUGCGCAGAGUUCACCAGUUGCUGGUUUCUAGCUUAGAUAAACUG
This is a messenger RNA of Parnassius mnemosyne (clouded apollo), 3518 nucleotides long. The record is from the annotation of a GenBank genome assembly. Lineage: Eukaryota; Metazoa; Arthropoda; Insecta; Lepidoptera; Papilionidae.